Messenger RNA from Neopelma chrysocephalum (saffron-crested tyrant-manakin), 1473 nucleotides. It is a transcript of the gene TRIM59, whose product is annotated as tripartite motif containing 59. Gene Ontology annotation, molecular function: zinc ion binding. The transcript is spliced from 4 exons. Bases 26 to 1399 code for a protein of 457 amino acids. NCBI's taxonomy places the organism in Eukaryota, Metazoa, Chordata, Aves, Passeriformes, Pipridae. The record is from RefSeq and is a predicted model, not a curated record.
UGAGGCGUUGUAUCGCUCCACGAUUAUGAUGCCGGCACCGAGGGCGCCAUUCCCGGGACGGUCCCGUCGUUGCCGGUCCGGGAGCUGCGGCUGCGGCAGGAGGGACCCUGCGGGGGACGCAGUGGAAGUGACACUCCUAAGAUUCAUAGCCAUGGAGCGGCUGGAGGAGGAGCUGACCUGUGCCGUUUGCUGCGGCAUUUACCAGGACCCGCGGGUGCUUCCCUGCUCCCACACCUUCUGCAGGGAAUGCCUGGAGGGGGUUCUCCAGCGCUCCGACACCUUCUCCAUCCGCAGGCGCCUCAAGUGCCCCAACUGCCGGGCCCUGGUGGACAUUCCCACCGCCGGGCUGGAAUCGCUGCCCAUCAACUUCGCCCUCAAGGCCGUCAUUGAGAAGUGCCGGCAGGAAGAGCCCUGGGAUGUGGAGACGUGCCGGGAGCACCCCCGGCAGCCCCUCAACAUUUACUGCCUGCUGGACAAGCAGCUGGUGUGCGGGCAGUGCCUCACCAUAGGGCAGCACCACGGGCACCCCAUCGGGGACCCGCACAGCGCCCACAGGAACGCCAAGGAGGCCGCGGGGAAACUGCAGGAGCAGCUGCCGGAGAAAUACUGGCGGGAGGUGCUGCUGUGCUACAUGAAGCUGACGAUGCAGAAAUCCCAGUGGGAGAAGCUCCUGCGAAGCGAGAGGGACGUGGUGGAGCAGUACUUCCUAAAGCUCAGGGUCACCCUGGAGCACAAGAAACAAACUCUGCUGGGGGCUCUGGAUGAGCUCAACAGGCGCUUCCUGCGGGAAUACGAGCCCCUGCUGGAGAGUGUGAGCAAAAUGAAGGUGGAAGAGAUUGAGCUCAAGUACCUGAAUUCCUCUAUUCGGAAAGAAAAGUCCCCCCUGCUGUGCCUGGAGAAGCUGGAGGAGCUGCAGCAGCGGGUCAAGGCUCUGAGGGAGAAGGAACUGCCCGAUGUGAGACCUCUGGAGAUUUGUCCAAGGAUGGAGGACCUGCUGAAGGACGUGUGGGCUAAAACUGAAAUGGGUCAGAUCCACAAGAUCCCCCCUCCAAAACUGAUGAUGGUUCCCAGGAGGAAACCGUGCAGCAAAUGCCCUGGGAAGGAAAAUGUGGAAGGCGGGAAGCAGGUGCCCACCCUGAGCCUGCCCACCCUGAGCCUGCCCACCCUGCUGCUGCUGCUGCUGCUGCUGGGCCUGGCGGGCACCGCGCUCGCCCUGCACAGGGCACUGCCUCCCGGGGCCAUCCAGGCUGCUCCCGCAUGGAUAUCGGAAUUCCUGCUCCAGCUCUAUCAGCAUUCCUGCUCCCACCUGCAGAAGGCCGUGGAUGGGCUGCGCCACCCAUUCACCUCCCUGAUGGGGUUCUGCAGGAGAAUUGUCCCCUUUGACUGCUUCCGUGAUUAGGAAUCCAGGAGUAUUUUUGAUUUCCACUGAAAAGCUGGAUUAUCAAAGCUCUACACUUCUCCCUUCUAUUCCCA